Molecule: messenger RNA, 2542 nt
Organism: Terrapene triunguis (Three-toed box turtle)
Lineage: Eukaryota; Metazoa; Chordata; Testudines; Emydidae
Gene: SERHL2
Product: serine hydrolase like 2
Exons: 14
Coding region: 98-1138 (346 amino acids)
Source: RefSeq, a predicted model, not a curated record
CUCUGCGUUGAGCCGACUCAGGGCUCAGUCUGUGCAGCUGCUUGUGGCUAGACGCAGCCGUGUGGACUCCUGGAGGCUCCAGGAGAUAGAAAACGAGAUGCCCUCGCUGCUGAAAUGGUCUUCUCUGCCAGUGGCAGGCAUGGUCUCGGAGUUAAAGUUCCCAGUUCCUUGGGGCCACAUUGCAGCCAAGGCCUGGGGAUCCCCGCAAGGCCGUCCUGUGCUCUGCUUGCAUGGCUGGCUGGACAAUGCCAACACCUUCAACAGACUCAUCCCAUCGCUCCCUAAAGAUUACUAUUACAUGGCAAUGGAUUUUGGGGGCCACGGCCUGUCAUCCCACCGGCCCGCGGGCUUUCCUUACCACUUCCUGGACUACGUGAGCGAGAUCCGCAGGGUGACAGCAGCCUUGAAGUGGAGUCGAUUUACUCUAAUGGGCCACAGUUUGGGUGGGAGUGUCGCAGGAAUGUUCUCCUGCAUUUUCCCUGAGAUGGUAGAUAAGCUGAUCCUGGUGGAAUCUUAUGGCUUCUUCCCAGCUCCUCAGGGUCAGGACAAAGGCCCAGGAUUAGGUAGGCAAAGGAAGCUGAACUCCCCUCUUCCCUCUAGAGAUGGGCCAUCCAAGUCAGAGGAAAGUGACGCAUGGCUGAACUCUAAGAGGAAGGUGAUUGAACGUCUCCUGAGUCUGGAGGAGAACAAGCACCAGCCCCCUAAAAUACGCAGCCCCCAAGAAGCGCUGCAGAGGCUAUUACAAGCCAACAACCACCUGACAGAGGAGAGUGGGAGGAUCUUACUACAGCGAGGAGCGACUGAGGUGCCGGGAGGCCUGGUGUAUAACAGAGACAUGAGAGCCCUUACGCACAAUCAAGACUCCCUGACUCUGGAGCAGUGUGUGAGCUUCUUGAACAAAAUCCAGGCCAGUGUCCUAAUGAUCAUAGCACAGGAUGGAAUUUUUAAUCCUGAAGCUGAAAACGUGAGCCAGAACUUUGUGAAGCCCCUGCGGGAAGCAUUCCAGUCCAACCUGAAGCACUUCCAGUUUGCUGAGGUGACUGGAAAUCAUUUUGUCCACCUGAAUGAGCCUGAAGUAGUGGCUGGGCUCAUCAACAUCUUCCUGAAAAGGGACCAGAGCUCCAAAGCCAGGCUGUAGCCUGGAUUCCUGCAUCAGGGCUUGGCUACCAGCUUUCCAGGGCAGACAGCAGCAGAGACAAAAGAGGACAAGGAGCUUAAUAGCCUCGCAUGUGAGACAAGACAGCACCGUUACCUGGCUGGGCCCUGAAGUUUUGCUCAUUACAUGAUUUUCAUCCCUCUCUUGAGCCCAGUGGCUUGGAAUGGCAAAAGAAUCUGUCUCAGCAAACAGGCACAGAGGACUCUCCGCCAGGAAGAGCUGAGCAAAUUGUUGUGUGUUCAAAUGGAGACAGGGAGGAGUCCCACCUCAUACUUCCACUUCACGUGUUACAACAGCAGCUUCUGGAUUUAAGGUCCACUUCCCUGUUAAACCUGGUGCAGUUUCAUCAGCAGGAAGCAAACCCCCUUGCUUCGUUUUGGUGAUGUGCUGCCUUGGAAAGGACUGGGAGGGGUAAGCCAGGCACUUCCCCGCCAAUACUGACAGCUUAUAAUAGAUAUGGUGUUUACAUAUACAUGAGAAGUGAGUUCUUUGAUACUGUAUGACAUUCCACCUCUCUUCACCCUGUACCUGCCUCCUAUAACAAUUCUGCAUCUCUCGUUUCCUUGAGCAUUUUAGCCAGGAGUGACAUGAAUUUAUUCUGGCACCAGCUGCACUCACAGCCAGUGGGUGCACAGUGCAGGUUCUGCUCCUUAGCAGGUUACAGGAGACUCUGCUGGGGGGAGCGGGUAGGGAGAGAAUACCAUGACUAAUUGAGUUCCAUGAAUCAAUGUUCAUGCAGAUCCAAGACACCAGAGCACUUCUUGUCCUGGGAACGGCUGCAAAGGCAACAUCCAUUCCAGCCUGACAGGGCAGCUGCUGCAGCUUGCCCUUUCCCAGAAGGCAGGUGUCAGGGGCAUCCAAGGAGAGUACAGCAUUUGAGCAAAAAGCCACAAUCUGGUAUUAGGAGGGGAGUAGAGGGUGGCAUUGCUUGAGGGAGACAGACAACCCUGUAGGAACACACACAGCUUCACAGUUAGACCAUGAACAGCAGCCAUCGUGACACAUUUUCUAGUUUCUACUCAAAGCUGAGUGAUCGGUUGGCUUGUAAAGGACACCAGAGGCAAUCAAAAGAGGUCACACUCUUCCCAUGCGCUAAACCAGCAAUAGCCUAGCUGCCAUCACUGUAAUAAAGGGGGCCACUUACUCCAAAAGAGAGCUGGACUGUUAAAACAGAUUCACCCUUAUUUGAGAGAAGGGGUAUGAGAGGCUUGUGGGGAGAAUCAUGGGCCUGCGGGGGCUCCCUCCCCCAGCCAAAGCUCUACAGGCAGGCCCCCUCGAGCACCACCCCUGCAAUCAGAAACACAGGACAAGGACACUGCCUUCCUGUGAAUUUACUGAAACAGAGGAUAAGCCAGAGUAGCUCAGUGCCCUAAAGGCAACAAGCAG